UGCGCUGUGUCCCUCGGAUCGGAUCACCGAUCAAUGGAAAGAGCCGAAGAUGUUGGCUUGGUCAUGUGAUCAGCUGUGUCCAAUCACAGCUGAUCACAUCAGUGCCACCUGUCAGUGUCCAUCAGUGCCAGCUCUCUGUGCUCAUCCAUGCCAACUGCCAGUGCCACAUCAGUGCCACAUUUCAGUGCCUACCAGUGCACAUCAAAGCCACAUAUCAGUGCCCAUCUGAGUUGCCUUUCAGUGUCACCCAUCAGUUCCAGUCAGUGCCACCUAUCAGUGCUGCCAAUCAGUGCCACUGAUCAGUGCCAGUCAGUGCUGACUAUCAGUGUGCAUCAGUGCCGCCUAUCAGUGCCCGUCAGUGCUGCCUAUCAGUGCCGCCUAACAGUGCCAGUCAGUGCCACCUAAUAGUGCCAGUCAGUGCCGUCUAUCAGUGCCAGUCAGUGCCGCCUAUCAGUGACGCCUAUCAGUGCCAUAAUCGAGUUCUGCCUUUU
Molecule: messenger RNA, 491 nt
Organism: Staurois parvus
Lineage: Eukaryota; Metazoa; Chordata; Amphibia; Anura; Ranidae
Source: the annotation of a GenBank genome assembly